This is a messenger RNA of Diprion similis, 1161 nucleotides long. RefSeq names its product glucosamine-6-phosphate isomerase (gene Oscillin). Gene Ontology annotation, molecular function: glucosamine-6-phosphate deaminase activity; identical protein binding. Gene Ontology annotation, biological process: N-acetylneuraminate catabolic process; carbohydrate metabolic process; D-glucosamine catabolic process. The transcript is spliced from 7 exons. The record is from RefSeq and is a predicted model, not a curated record. Bases 225 to 1070 code for a protein of 281 amino acids. Lineage: Eukaryota; Metazoa; Arthropoda; Insecta; Hymenoptera; Diprionidae. Gene Ontology annotation, cellular component: cytoplasm.
UUAUCAGUCUUUCGGUUUUCUUACGGAAGUGACUUUCAAAUGUGUCGCGCUGGUGUCGCGUAAAUAAUUAGUCAGCUGAUCCAGGCGGGUUGAUUAUUAUCGUCCUGAGAACCGCGACUUGCAGGUUAGUUGUCACUUCCAACAAAGUCGAGACUAGAGGACAACGUAGCCAAUUUCAACUUUGUUGAAGAUUUUACAGCUGCCUUAUCAACGAACUGCUAAAAAUGCGCUUGGUAAUCUGUGACACAGUUGACUAUGUGGCUGAGUGGUCGGCCAAAUACGUGAUGAAAAGAAUCAAAGACUUUAAUCCUAAUGAGAAUAAGUAUUUUGUAAUGGGAUUGCCUACAGGGGGUACACCACUCGGUAUGUACAAAAAGUUGAUAGAGUAUUACAAGGCUGGAAAAAUAUCAUUUAAGUAUGUGAAAACUUUCAACAUGGAUGAGUACGUCGAUUUACCCAGAGAUCAUCCCGAGUCCUAUCAUUAUUACAUGUACAACAAUUUCUUCAAGCACAUAGACAUCGAUCCUAAAAAUGCACACAUAUUAGAUGGCAAUGCGCCAGACUUGGUAGCCGAAUGCAAUGAGUAUGAGAGAAAAAUCAAGGAAGCCGGAGGCAUCGAAAUUUUUAUCGGAGGUAUUGGUCCUGACGGACAUAUUGCGUUUAACGAGCCUGGAUCAUCCUUGGUAUCUAGAACAAGAGUCAAGACUCUUGCUCAGGAUACUCUAGAGGCAAACGCUAGGUUUUUUGGUAACGACAUUAACAAAGUUCCAAAGCAGGCUCUGACAGUUGGAGUUGGUACUGUCAUGGAUGCCGUUGAAGUGAUGAUUGUUAUUACUGGAUCUCAUAAGGCAUUUGCUCUCUACAAAGCCAUAGAAGAAGGCGUUAAUCACAUGUGGACAGUAUCGGCUUUUCAACAGCAUCCUCGCACGCUGAUUAUUUGCGACGAAGAUGCGACCUUGGAGCUUCGGGUUAAGACUGUGAAAUAUUUUAAGGCUCUGAGCGCGGUCCAUCGCAAAUUGAUCGAAGAAGAUGGAGCUGUGUUCCCUCGCCGAUCUUUAAGUGAUGUCUAAAAUGAAUCUGUGGGGCAUUCACAGCGCGUUGGUAGAGGAGGCCUCCAUACUACCUGACUGAAAAAAAAUUUGAUAUUCCGACCGUCUUGGC